Messenger RNA from Vollenhovia emeryi, 5066 nucleotides. Its product is annotated as serine/threonine-protein kinase GIN4-like. Gene Ontology annotation, molecular function: ATP binding; protein serine/threonine kinase activity. The transcript is spliced from 7 exons. Gene Ontology annotation, cellular component: nucleus. Lineage: Eukaryota; Metazoa; Arthropoda; Insecta; Hymenoptera; Formicidae. Bases 555 to 4223 code for a protein of 1222 amino acids. Gene Ontology annotation, biological process: intracellular signal transduction; protein phosphorylation; positive regulation of apoptotic process. The record is from RefSeq and is a predicted model, not a curated record.
ACGGCGUGCUCUCCGGCGCGCGAAGGAGGAAGAGAGCGAAUCGGAGAGGAGCGCGCAGAAGGAGAUUCGUGCUCUCGUUGACUCCGGCAGCGGCCAGUUCCAGACUCGGCGCUGGACCGUGAGCCACGCGCGAUCUCUGUCUCUCCUCUCGCUCUUUCUCUCUUUCUCUCUCCCUCUCCUCCUCUCUUUCUGACGCGCGCGCGGCCGCAAGAUGUGAAGAUCGACGUCGACCGCGUCGCACAGCGAGGUAGAGCCCGUUCGCCGUCUCGAUGAUGGAAUGACACCGCGCGCUUUGGCUCGCUCCGUGUGCGCGGCCGAACGCGGAGAGUACAGGCCGUAAGGGCGAGAGUGCGGAUCGAGAUCGCGGGUCCCGGCCAGCCCGACGGAGAGCUUUGGACGUCGGGGUGUACGCGGUUGGAUAGACCGCUCCGAGUUUGCGAGAAUCUGCGGGAGGGAGGAGAGAUCGGGUGAUACCGCGAGUGCGCCAGGCGUUGAAGUCUCCGUUGCGCGCGCGUUUUUACCACGCGACACCAAGUCCGCGAUCCACAGCUGCCAUGAUCUACCAGUCGAAUCAUCAAGCGCCGACGAUGUCGUCUAUCAGGAAGACGUCGCCCGGACCGCAACGUCGUAGUUUGCAAGCGUCCCCGGUGAAAUGCGCCAAGACGAAGCGGGCGAACGAUCGUGCGGUCAACGAGGAGAGAUGUAGAGGAAGAUGCAGAGUCCAGUGGAGCGAGAAACACGUCAAGGAGGGCCUGGUACUUGUCCAGGAGGCGCAGCUGGCCAGGGUGGUCAAGACGGGACCUAUCACAGAGCACUACGAGAUCGACCCGAAACCGUUCGCGAGCGGUCAGUGGGCGAGAGUCUACCGCUGCAGGUCGCGUUCGACCGGCAUACUUUACGCGGCCAAGUACUCGUCCAGGAUCCGAUUCAACGCCGAUUGCAGCGCGGAACUGAGGCACGAGAUCGCCCUGCUGUCUCUGUGCUCGCAAUCGCCGCGCGUCGUCAGGCUGCACGAUGUCUACGAGACGCCGAAGGAAAUCAUCUUAGUCAUGGAAUACGCACCCGGAGGCGAUCUGCAGACGCUCAUCGACGGCGAUUUGGUGCCCCUCGAAGGUGACGUUGUACACUUUGUGCGGCAGCUAGUGGAAGGACUCGCCUACCUCCACGAGAGAAAUAUCGCCCAUUUGGACAUCAAGCCUCAAAAUCUGGUCAUGAUGGGCCCCUUCCCAGACUGCGACGUUAAGCUGUGCGACUUCGAGAUCUCGAGAGUGAUCCUCGAAGGCACCGAGGUCCGGGAGAUUCUUGGCACGCCGGAUUACGUUGCGCCUGAAAUACUGCAUUACGAGCCGAUCACGCUGGCAGCCGAUAUGUGGUCGCUCGGUGUCACAACCUACGUACUGCUGACGGGCUUCUCGCCCUUCGGCGGCGAGACCGAUCAGGAGACCUUCCAGAAUAUAUCCUUAGGAGAGGUGGACUAUCCCGAAGAGCUCUUCGAGGAUGUCUCGGCGCAGGCGAAGGACUUCGUCGCAAAGCUUUUGGUGCUAGACCCAAGUGCACGGAUGACCGCGAAGCAAUGCCUGCGCCACGACUGGUUACGCGGCGCCCCAACGCAAGCGUCACCGCAUCUGCGAAGGUACUUGUCCAAGUCGCGGGAGGUUCUUCUGGAGCGCGUGGUCAGUCGUGAGAACCUGAGGAGGGCCGCGCUGAUGAGCCAGACGACCAGCCAGGCGAGUCUCUGCCAAGGGGACGUCCAAAGCGAUCAGAACUAUCAGCAGCACCGUCAACAGGGCUUACAGGAUUGCAUGCUCAGUCAAAGCGAAAUGUGCUUGAGCCAUCGCCUGACUGGAAGUCGCUCGAGUUUGGUGGGUAGCGAGGGAUUCGCCAGCUCGGCGGAUUCUCAGGCCAGCCUGAACUCCUCCAGAACCAGCCUGAGCUGCGCGAGCCAGAGCUGUCUGCUGAAUCAAGAACAGACGCAGGGACUGCUGAGUAAAGCUCAGAGCCGAUCUCAGGCUAAUCUGAAUCAGGGCCCGAGCCGCGGUAUACUGUCGAGAAUACGCAGUCUGAAUCACGUUCAGUCUCAGGCGUGUCUACUGAACGGAUCUUCGGCGAUCGGUUGCGAGCGUGCCGGUGCCGUCGCUACGAUGAACCCUGUAAUCAGCAAGUCCCGCGAGAAACUGUACGGUUUGAGGUCUUUGUCAAAGUCCCAGGGUGUCCUGGAUAUCUACAGAAGUCUGGAAUGCCUGAAGCGGCGAAGAAAGAGCUACCAGCGCGCGAGGACCGAGGACAUGUUGCCGAUUUUCAAGCAACUCGGCGCCGAGAUCGCGUCCUCCAGACUCACACCCUCGGCCAGCGACGACCGUCUGGUCGUUGACGUAAAAUCGGAGGUCGAUUUAACAUCCUGUAAGAUCGAUCGGAAGUUUGAGCAACAUGUGCAAACUGCUUCGUCGAGAGACGCGAAGACACCAAGCGAGUUUAACAGCGGCGAUCGGAGUCACUCGUGCGUCGAGUUGAAUAAUGAUUCGCAACGCACGGCGAAGAACGCGGAGUCGCAGACCCCGAAGAAGCUCGCCUCGGAAUCCGAGGAGAAUCUAGAUUCCCUCAAGUCCGUCGAGUCGGACACCCUGACGGAGGAUUCCGACGAGAUGCCGUUGUGCCGUAACGCGGCGCCCGCCAACGUGGACAAACGUCCCUGCGAACGUCAACAUUCCGACGUGUCCAGCCGUUCCAACAACUCCGACGACAAGGAAGACCGCUCGACGGAAUCGGAGAACGAGGAGCCCAAGUACACGGUGGCGCAGUUGGUCUCCGCCUUCAACAAGCACCAGGAAGUCGCCUCGAAGACGAGUCUGAGAGCAAUCAUGUCCGAGAAGCGGAUCAACGAAAUGACAUUCCCGACCGGCACGAAGGCGUUGCGUCUCUUUAUCCCGGACAUUAACAUCACCGAAAGUAAGAUCGUCAGGCGAAAAACGAGCUACAAGCCGCGAAAGAAUUGGGAGGAGCUCAGGAAGCGCAACGAGAAGAACGAGGGCGUCUUGAAGAGCCUCGAUAACGAUUCCGGCAACGAGGAUGACGACAACGAAGACGAGACUCGAGACAGCACACAGAACGAUCUCACGACGGACGAAAGGGAUUGCUCAAGGAAUACCGAGGAAAGUGUUAUCGAUAUUUCGCAGGGCUUAAUAACUCAGGAGGAAGACACGAGUUUAUCCUUGGACGGAUGGUCGCUCUUGCGACCUGAGGAGAGCAAUGGCCAGAGUAUCUUCGUCGACAACGCGGGCACUCAGAACAGCCUCGACACUACGAUAGACGAGAAAUACAAGCAAUGCGUGAAAGGUGCUAUGUCCGGUAAGAUGGAAACGCAGAUGGAGGAUAAAAAUGUAGAGAAAUAUCCAAAGCCACGAGAGGUGCAGCCGAAGAUUACCGUUUCGUUACGUCAGAAGGAGAGAUUACCUAAUUAUAUAUAUCCGGACAUAACGAUCGCGGCCAAAGACGACAAUCGCGAGGCCUCUAAAAAGACUGUCGUCGCGUCUAAUGGAAAACCCGGGCCUAGAGUACCCAAGUUCGAUCGUACCAAACCGAGUUUUGGUGCUGACUCCGCGAACGUAAAUCUCAAGGAUAUUCUGCAGCGGGUGGACAAUUCCCAAAGUACUUCCAAAGAAAAUCUAGAAAAUCUGAGGAAAAGGACAUCGAUCGCAAAAAUUAUUUUAAACGACAAUCUCGUUCAUGACAAUCAAGACAGUGGUCUCGGCGGUUGCAGGAUGAAUUCUCGCGCAAAGAGUGAACCGCCCUCGAACGAGGAUAAUCAGUCGGAGGACCGAAUGAAGCUGACGGUACCGCCGUCUUUCAUCCGGUCCUCCUCUUUGUCCAGCGACAGCAGCUGCCCCACGCCGUCCAGCGUGCAAUCUGACGUAAACGUAUCGUGGGAGGAUGUCCAGGUCGCCACGGGCUCUAGCACGUCUCUAGAAAAGGAGGACGUUUGCAGGGUCGCGAAGAAGAGCGACGUCCAGCGAACGUGCAGCGAGGGAAGAAACAGGCAGUGCGCGGAGGACCGGAGAGUCUGGGGGCGGAUCUGCAUCGGCUCCUACACCAGGGCCAUGGAGAAGUUUAGCGGCAAAAAUAUAGACGCCGCGAAGAAAUCGCUGGGUUCAACGAUCCUCGCGCAACAGGCAGAGAAGACUAGGAGAAAGAGCAGCCCCGCGAUGCCGCAAUGUAUAAAUCCUUAAGAAUCUUAAUCUUUAGACGACCGCAAUCUAAAGUAUAUACGUUGCAAUACAAUUUGGAUGAGAGACCCGAGGUCAUAAAUAUAUAUCCACUUAAUGUUCCUGAAGGAAUAGCGAAUGCUAAGACUGGAGUCGACGCGAUGCGAAUUGCAGUAACGCGAAAAUCGAAGUGAGGAGAAGAUCGAUACUAUUUUUUUUUUCACGUCUUCACAAGGCAAGGGAGAGAUAAUCUCUCGCGGCCUUGGCAGAUGACCGUGAAUGCGAACCUUGAGCGAUUCAUGGGCACUAGGAACUCCGUUGCAGUGCCACGCGCCGACAUCUCCGAUCGAAGCGUAUCGACGCGGCUUAAUGACACGGAGACACGUGUCAGCGAUUUUACUGACCGUCAUUAACGUCCCACUCGAUUGUGUCACGCACAUGAUCAGUGGCUCCAGCGUCAUCCCUUUGGCUUAAUUACCAUAUUAAGGGAAUACUUAUUCUUGUUCACGCGCGUGCACACCGCCCAGGAUGGUGUCAAUGAGGAUGGUGAAUAUAAUUUUAGGAAAACAAGGGCAUAGUGGAUGAAGUAGAAUGUAGUUUGAAUUUCUGGCAUAUAUCGUCUCAGUUACGCCAUACUACGUUUUCUAAAAAAAAAAAAAAAAAUUCAUAAACUAUUCUUAAAUUUUUUUGCGCAAGAUCUCUAACAACCUUUGGAAGUUGCACAGUUUUGAUAUUUUUUUAAUACAUAUAGGGAUCAGAUUACUUUUCUCUUUUCUUUUUCAACAAGUACUGUACGUAUUGUAUUUUUCAUACAUGUGUAACCCAUUAAUAAACUGAGACUAAAAAAAUAAACACCGUUCUCUUUAA